Molecule: messenger RNA, 3765 nt
Organism: Trichobilharzia regenti
Lineage: Eukaryota; Metazoa; Platyhelminthes; Trematoda; Strigeidida; Schistosomatidae
Source: the annotation of a GenBank genome assembly
UCAGAUAUGCAUAAACUAACAUGAAUAAACGCCAUCAUUUGUAACUGAAUAAGAGAAAUACAUCAUCAGCUUGACAUUGUAUUGAGGAUUUGUGUUUGCUGAGGUCUUUUGGGACCGCGUGUUUCAAAGCCUUCCAGGAUGUCGGUUGGUUUGGAUUUUCAGGAGACCAGGUUGAGGGCGAUAAUCGGUAUGUUUUCUAAACCAGCAGAUUGGAUAAAAUUAGAAGUACUUCAGAACCGUUCGAGAGUGGUAAUUAUAAAAAAGCAUUACAAGAAGCCAAUAAACUACUUAAGAAAACACCGGAUUGCACAUCAGCAAAGGCGUUGAAAGCACUGACACUUCAUCGUUCCGGAAAAGUUACAGAGGCUAACUCUCUUGCAGAUGAACUCGUAAAGUCCUACCCUACGGAUGAGUCGACUCUUAAUGUGAUCAUGUGCUAUUUCCGCAAAACGGGUCAAGAAGAAAAAAUAUCACAAUUUUUAAAAAGCUCAUUAGAAAAAACGCCAAAUAGAGAAGAUCUGUUAGUAUGUUUGUUUUUACACCAGGUCCAGGGAGGUGACUUCUCUGCUCAACAAGCUACUGCUAGACUACUUUUACAAAAAUAUCCAUCUACUGGUUAUAAUUAUUGGCUCAUAAUGAGUACAAUAAUGCAAGCUGAAUCAGAUCCAGUAAUGGGACAGCGCAUGUACUUACCCUUGGCUGAAAAGAUGUUGAUUAGAGAAGCUGAAGGAGGAAAAAUGUCCAGACACUCAGAAUUCCAAGUGUUAAUAGACCUACUUGGUCGCCUUCAUAAGCAUGAUGCCGCUUACAAACUUCUUAACAGAAAAGAUAUAACAGAAAAUAUGGAUAAAGAGGAUUACUCAUGUGAUUAUUUCUAUACAAGGCUCAGUCUGGCAGCUCAUUUAGACAUCUGGGAAGAUCUUUAUGAAUUGGUAAAAGCACGGGUAAAAGUCAACCCAAACGAUUGGACUCCAUGGAAGAAAUUGAUAGAAGUAUCUUUAGGAGAUAAAGAAAGGAUGGAAACAGUAAUGUCGCUUGUUAACACUACCGUAACCGAUCAUCGGUGUGUUCGGGCUCCGCAACUGGCACGCUUGGAUUUGUAUGUCAAUAUGCUUAAACUGGGGUUGAAUUCAGGUUCUGAUCAUAAUCCACUAACAUAUAUGCUGGAUUAUUUCAAUACUUUCUGUCGCAAGCCUAUAUGUUCUUUGGAUUUAGCUUACCUUGUUCGUGUGGUAUUGCCGAAUCAAGAUGACCAGCUAAAAUACAUUAGUACUUUAUUAGACACCGUGGAGGCGAAUUUGGAUUUCACAAACAAAGAAGAUAAAAGUGUUUAUCGCCAUUUGUGCGCAUACCAAAUAGCACGUGCAAAUAACCAUCAAGCUUCUUCACAGACACUUCUACGUUCCUACUUUGGAUACGCCCCAGAUCGAAGUGAAUUAUUGGUGAAGAAGUUUAAAGAUAUUGCCAUUAAGGAUGAUGUAAACUUUCUUGACCUUUAUCCGGUCGAUGGGUUUUUACUAUUAGCUUUGUCAUCACUUCUGGAAGCUUCCUCUGUCCCGGUCGAUAAUUAUUCAUUCUCUUUUGGUGCUGGCCUACUUGCUAUUUAUUGGAUUCACGUAAUUGGGUUAGAGUAUACUAAUGUCAACCAUCAUUUGCGCAUGAAAUUAUGUCGUUUGUAUUCUUCUGAUUACCUGAAUUGUACUGAGCUUUUGUUGCCGCAUUUAGAUAAACUUGAAAUCAAGCAGCUACUGUUCCUUUCAUUAGGCCAUUUGUUCAUAAAACCAUCUCCAUCACUGACUGUAUGUACAGAUAUUCUUCCAUCACAGUCUCAAAAUGAUGAUAAUAGUAACGCUCUUCAUAGUCUUUACCAGAGAAUUAUGACACUUUCAAGUAGUAUGGUCAGUGAAGCUGAAGAAUGUUUAGUUGCCGCAUAUCGAAAACAUGCUUAUACGAAAAUUCGUGAAUUCACACAAUUCGUGAAUCAGCUUAAAAAUGCAGAUACUUUUUUGGCUGUGCAGACAGAAUUACUUCACUGGCAGUUAAUUAUUUCACAGUCUGACUUUGAUACAUUGUUAGAACAAAUUGGUCCUGCGCAAACUGGUAUCCUUAAUAUUUCAAAGCACCUUAAAACGAUUGUUGAUUGCCGGGAUUUUUCUGUCACACCUAAUUUUGAUCCAUAUGAACAGCAAGAGAAUGUCCAGCUAUCGUUUGAUCAUUUGAUAUCAUGGAUAAAUCUUCGCUUUACAACGCUGAAUGUCAUUCUUGACAGUACAUCGCUUGUUAUGUCGAUUGUAAAAGUUGUACAUAGUCUUAUUUCUGAUAACCAAAAAGAAACAUCAGAAAAUAUGCUUUCAUCAGAGGCAGUCAAGAACGUAAAUAGCUUACUGUCUACCUUAAAUGAUCUAGCGUCGCGCAUCAAUCAACCAUCUGAAGAAAAAAUGAAAAACUUUCAGACACUGUCUUGGAAUGUGAUGACAAGACGGGAUCAGAUACUGAAAACAUUCCCCGAUUUGCCAGAUGUAACCUGUACUUCACUAUAUUACUAUGGACCAUAUCGUAGUAUUUUGUCCAUUGGUCUUGAAAUUAUGUUGGGUCUUCUUCGUUUGGUUUCGGAUGGCCCAUGUGCCUUUCCAAGAAAAAGUAUAGACUACCUUUUCAAUUCUCUAAAUGAAUGCUUUUCGUCAGUAAAGUGUAUUCAAAAGGAUAUUGACAUACCACAAAUUUAUCCAUCUGUAGAUACAACUUCAUUCCCUUUUGCACAUAAUGGUGUACAUACAACCAAUGAAACAUCAGGAGAUAAAGACUGUGUUCAUCUAGGCGGUAUUUUAUUGAUCUUAACAAUGCUUUAUGAAAGUAUUUCAUUGGGCAGUCUACUAAUAUCAAUGAUUCGAAGUGCAUUACGUCCAAGAAGCCAUUAUCAUCACCAAGCAAGUAAACGCCAGAAGCGAAAGAUCAAAAAGGAUAAAUCGAUAAAUGGAGAUUCUCUUCACUCUCCAAUUUUCAAUUCGCUAGAUCAUCUGGGUGCAUGCCUACACAAUACUGUGAUUCAAUUCAUUGCUGUUACUAAUCAUUUAGCAGAAGCUUCAGAUUCAUGGUCCUCUUGGUGUCGUAGUGAUUUGUCAAAGGAAUUUCACUCAAUGGCUCUCAAUGCUUGUACAUAUGUAUUGUCUGAAGAUUUUCUAGAACAGUACCCUGUUCUGAAGCCAUCAGUCUCUGCGUUUGAAGAAAUCAGUACUACAUAUGAAAAAAGUUUUACUCGCAUCACUGCUGGUUUUCGUGUAAAAGCAUGUUGUCUUCAAAGCAUCGCAUCUGAAUUGGCCAUUUAUGAAUCGCUGAACCAAGAAAUAGGGUUUGAACAUGUUCAAGAUUCGUCUUGAUUAAAUUCUAAAUUUAUUCGCCUACUUUAGUACUUUUUAUUCAAGUUUGCAUUUGUAUGUCAUGGAUCCUUUCUGUAUGUUAAAACAUGUGAUUACUAAUCUUAAUGUUUUAGAUCUGUCAAUAUUAUGCUAGCGAAUGAAAGUAAAAUAUAUUUAUCUACGAAGUAAAAUUCUUUUCUCUCUUUUCCUGUUAUUUUUGUUGAGAUUUUUUGCAAAAUACCGUCUUUGCCAGUUGUUUGUUGGCACUUAUGGUGUUUGUUUAAUGUUAAUUACCACUAGUUUUGUUGUUCGUUUAUCAGAGGUAGGUUUUAGGUAUGGUGCGUCGGUGGCACAGUGGUGAGGACUCUCGCCGACCAUACACAUAGUCCGAGGUUCGAUCCCCUGCCGA